AUGAUGACAUUUAAACCGGCAAAUAGAGCUUCCCUCCUGGUGUUUUUAGUAAUCUGCACAAAGCAAUGGCAUUCCAAUGGGAUUCAAGUGGAUCCUCCUAAAGAGAUUAAAAUCAUAGAUCCCGGUCAUUUUGGAUAUCUGGAGAUUACAUGGACUCCCCCUGCUAGAUUAAAUAACAUCCAAGAAUGUCCUAAACUCUACCAAUUGGAAUACUUCAAUGCAUAUGCGCAGAGAUGGGAAGGUAUUCAGACGCCUCAGAGGACAUACAGCGCUCAGUUUGAUCUGAUGAAGGACAUCCACGUAAGAGUGUAUACCCUUCUUGGUGGGCACUGCACAAACAACACUUGGGUCAAGAGCCUGAACUACACAGAAGUGGUUCAGAAACCUGGCACGGGUCAUCUGGGUAAUAUAGUGGAAAAUUUUACAUGCGUGUUUGAAAACAUGGAGCACCUGACCUGCAAGUGGCAUAAAAACCCUAAAUAUCCGACAAACUCACACCUAUAUAUGUACUACUGGCACAAAGAACUGGAGAACACAGAAGAGUGUCCUGAGUACCUCUUGGAAAAUGGAAUAAGAAUUGGUUGCAGCUUCACAGGAAAACCUCUCCCCGAUUUCACUGACAUCAACUUCUGUGUAAAUGGCUCUUCUGCAGAAGGCUCCCUAAGGCACACGUACGCCUCUCUUCAAAUCCAGGACUGCGUGAAGCCUGGCCGUGCAAACAAACCCGAUCUGAAGAAAGGUCCACAAGCCAAGUUUAAACUUAGCUGGCGGAAACCUGUGGGAAACAUUCCUGGACAUUGCCUAGAAUGGGAGGUGCAGCAUAUCAAAUACGGACUUCGUUGGAAAAAGGAAUCGACGAUAAUUCCAACAAUGGAAACUGAAAUCAGCCUGGCUUUGAACAAGAAGGUGCAAAACUGUUUUAGAAUACGCUCCAAGUUGCACAGGUAUUGUGCCAAAAGAAGCAUCUGGAGUGAAUGGAGUCUCAAGAAAUGUGAUUCAGUGGAGGGCCGUUACAUUCUUUUGCCAGAGCUGAAGAAUCCAGUCAACAUGGCCGCCAGCCCAAAGACUACGCUUCCCAGCAUGCCGCACAACGCCUCCAGGUGUGGCUGCUUAAGCCACUUAAUUGCAGCCGGCCUGGAGUGUAUAAGAGACGACCAGAUGGAGAGAAGGUAG
This is a messenger RNA of Nerophis lumbriciformis (worm pipefish), 1173 nucleotides long. NCBI's taxonomy places the organism in Eukaryota, Metazoa, Chordata, Actinopteri, Syngnathiformes, Syngnathidae. The record is from RefSeq and is a predicted model, not a curated record.